UUGCAGAAAGAUUUGGAAGAGGUUAAAGAAUUGCUUACGAAAGCUACAAGGAAACGACUUCGUGAUGUCCUGAUGACAGAGAAGCACAAGCUAGAGCUAGAAAUCAAGAAUCAGCCUCCACCGAAGCCAAAAGAUGCUGCAGAGGAAGAAAAGUCAUCGCUGGGAGGGUACACAGUGAAAAUAAACAAUUAUGGUUGGGAUCAGUCAGAUAAGUUUAUUAAGAUUUACAUCUCUUUAAAUGGAGUCCAGAAGCUUCCAGCUGAGGACGUGCAGGUGAAUUUCACAGAAAGGUCAUUUGAUCUGCUAGUGAAGAAUCUGAAUGGGAAGAACUACACCAUGACCUUCAACAACCUCCUGAAACCCAUCUCUGUGGAAGGCAGCUCUAGAAAGAUAAAGACAGACACGGUCCUUGUGAUGUGUAGGAAGAAGCGGGAGGAAAAAUGGGAAUGUCUCACUCAAGUGGAAAAAGAAAGCAAAGAGAAAGAGAAGGCUGCCUACGACACCUCAGAUCCUAGUGAAGGGCUCAUGAACCUUCUAAAGAAGAUGUAUGCAGAAGGGGAUGAUGAAAUGAAGCGCACCAUCAACAAGGCCUGGGUUGAAAGCAGAGAAAAGCAAUCCAAAGGGGACAUACCAAUGGAUAUUUGAAAGUACUCUUAAGGGCCCGCCUUAACACUGAUCUUCCAUGUGAGACACGCUGUGCUGCAAAGAUCAUUGUUUACACAACCUUCUUCCAAGCAAAGACAGUCAUUUUCCAUUUCAGGUUGGAGAAAAUAUUUAAAUAAAAUAGCUUAUAAAGCA
Molecule: messenger RNA, 798 nt
Organism: Antrostomus carolinensis (chuck-will's-widow)
Lineage: Eukaryota; Metazoa; Chordata; Aves; Caprimulgiformes; Caprimulgidae
Gene: CACYBP
Product: calcyclin binding protein
Exons: 5
Biological process (GO): heart development
Cellular component (GO): nucleus
Molecular function (GO): tubulin binding; ubiquitin protein ligase binding; S100 protein binding
Source: RefSeq, a predicted model, not a curated record